AUGACAAGGAAAGAGAGCAUACAAAGAAAGGAAACGAAUGAAAUGAACGUGAAGGAAUUGGAACAGCUUCGCGACAAGUACGAGGGAAAAUUGACAGCGUCCCUGUACACCGGUACUCUGCUGGUCGCUCUGGUCGCCUCGAUUUUAGCCAUGGGAGUUCUUUGCGCCAGCAACUACCGGGAUCUGUACAGAGUGGUCGUCCCUGCAACAAGCUUAACGAUAAUGAUCUUCGCUUCGUUGAGUUUGUUGCUCUUGACACAGCUGCCAACCACCGUGACAUCGGCCAGAGCCAGAUUUCUCAUAGGUUUCGCUUCUUCCGUGAUCCUUGGAUUCGGAAUUCUGACCUUGGAAGGCUCGGUGCCCUUGUUCGUUGCGAUCCUCGCGAUAAUCGCUGUUCUACCAAGAGGCACUCGACACACAUCGACAAUUCUCGCGGUUGUCUUUAUCGUCGUGCAUGUGGCCAGGAAAUUCACAUAUAUCACCUAUUCGAAUUAUUAUGAAAUAGCCGAGAUAUGCGGUGAAAUUGUGUUCUUAAUUGCGGCAGUUCUCGCGGGUUCGUACUACAGUAUUUUAACCGCGAUCGCUCACAGUCGAACGUUCUCCGGGACAAAAACGGUGAUCGAGUCCAGAAUAAAGUUAGAAUGCGAGAGAGAGCAACAAGAACAAUUACUGUUGAGCGUUAUUCCGGCCUAUAUAGCAGCCGAGGUAAAGAGGAGCAUUAUGCUGAAAAUGGCAGACGCGUGUCAAGAAGCUAGCAGACAUCAGCAGACCAGAUUUCACGAAAUGUACGUGCAGAGACACAAUAACGUUAGCAUUCUGUACGCGGACGUUGUGAAUUUUACACCGCUCUCGGAACAAUUGUCUGCCUCAGAUCUGGUGAAAACUCUGAACGAACUGUUCGGAAGAUUCGACCAAAUUGCACAGGAUAAUCAAUGCAUGAGAAUCAAGAUCCUGGGUGACUGUUACUACUGCGUUUCAGGACUACCGAUCUCACGGCCGAAUCACGCGUACAACUGCGUGAACAUGGGACUGGAAAUGAUCGAUGCGAUCAGAUUCGUACGCGAGGCAACGGGAUUCAACGUUGACAUGAGGAUCGGGAUACACACCGGAAACGUUUUGUGCGGUGUACUGGGUCUACGGAAAUGGCAGUUCGACGUAUGGAGCGACGACGUUACACUGGCAAAUCACAUGGAGAGCGGCGGUUUACCGGGGAAGGUACAUAUAACCAAAGCUACCCUACUGCAACUGGGCAAUCGUUUCGAGGUAGAACCAGGCGACGGAGAAUCCCGUGAGAGUUACCUCGCUCGUCACAAUAUUGAAACUUUCUUGAUAGUGCCGCCGAAAAAAAGCAACCGAGAGAAUUGCAACGAUGAUAACGGCAAGCAAGGAUUAGGUCGCCCCACUUCGAUACCAACGAGAUCGAGACCAAGUAGUAAAAUGACCAAGUACGUCGAAUGCUGGGGCGCGGACAAGCCGUUUGCUAAUAUCGCGGAAGCUACCCUCGCGAAGAAUAUCGGUCUGACGAGUAUCGCAUUGAUCGAAUCGAAUCUUUUAGCGAACAAUAAUUCCAGCUGUUCCGUCGACAUAAAACGCUGGUGCAGUGGAAACGGUACCGAGGGUAUGUCUUCCUACACUUAUCGAUUCACUGAUCAAGCUCAAGAACUUCGAUUCCGUGAACAGGUCGAUGAACAGUAUCUUUGGUACCUGCUGGCCUCCGGCACAAUUUACGCAAUGAUUUUCCCCAUUCAGAUUAUUUAUUCGCCAAGAAGUAUUAUAGCUUACGGCUGCUUCGUGAUUGGUUCGUUGUCCUUGGUCAUUUUCACGGCGAUCUCGUGGUUGACUGGCAGAACCAGAACCAAGGACAACGAUAUUAGAAAUCGAUUGGCUACCAGCAGGGGUAUUAAAAUAACAGCAUACUUGAUUACGGUGCUCCUGUCGACUGUUUCGUCCAUGCUUAGCCUGAUCGAUAUAGAUCAGACGAAUGGGUAUGAUGUCUUGCCGGUGCGUUUGUACAUCUAUUCCACGGUAAUGGCACUGAUCGUUGGGUGGACCCACUUGCGUGUCGGUUUCUUGCUCAAAUUCUGUGUAAUGUGCGUCUCCGUGACAAUGAUUCUCGUAACGUUGUCACAGUUCUCGAUCAUACGGUUGUUCCAAGUGGUCGGAAACGAUGGAUACUAUCGCGUUCACCGUUUCCUUCAAGCUGGAUAUUUACUCACACUUGUCUGUCUCGUACUUCACGUUUUGGACAGACAAGUCGAGUACACGUCCAGGAUUGAUUUUCUGUGGCAGAGUAAACUGAAAAUCGAACAGGAUGAAGUAGAGACUAUGAGAGGCAUUAAUAAGAUACUCCUUGAGAACAUAUUGCCGGCUCACGUGGCGGAACAUUUCUUGACAAAUACUAGAGCCACACAGGAUCUUUAUCACGAAAGAUACAGUAGUAUAGCAGUAAUGUUCGCGUCUAUCCCUAAUUACAAGGAGUUUUACGAUGAAACAGACAUAAAUAAACAGGGACUGGAAUGUCUACGGCUUCUGAACGAGAUUAUCUGUGACUUUGAUAAGUUGCUGCUUAAACCGAAAUUUUCGGGAAUCGAGAAAAUCAAAACUAUCGGUAGUACUUACAUGCUUGCCUCGGGUCUCAGUCCAGGGAAGGAAGACACCGAUGGAAAGGACCCGUUGAAUCAACAAGAUCACAAUGUGAUCAUCCUCGUCGAAUUUGCUCUCGCUUUGAUGACGAUUUUAGAUCAAAUCAAUAAAGAAUCGUUUCAAAGAUUUAAACUGAGAAUGGGUUUGAAUCACGGACCUGUGAUAGCGGGCGUGAUCGGUGCCCAAAAGCCUCAAUACGAUAUUUGGGGGAACACCGUAAAUGUAGCCUCGAGAAUGGACAGCUGCGGAGAAAUGGGAAAGCUCCAAGUCACCGAGGACACGGCCAAGAUUCUGAUGGCAGCUGGAUACGAAUUAACUUGUCGGGGACCGACUCACGUUAAAGGAAAAGGAACAUUGACCACAUAUUUCCUGAAAACCUCCUUUGACAACAAAGAAGAUGAUUACUAGUUCACAUAAUAAAAAUACAAAGAGAAUGAACACUACAAAAAUACAGGACGAUGAAAGAAACGAAACGAGAAUA
Dufourea novaeangliae is the source of this 3124-nucleotide messenger RNA. RefSeq names its product adenylate cyclase type 2 (gene Adcy2). Gene Ontology annotation, cellular component: plasma membrane. The transcript has 19 exons. NCBI's taxonomy places the organism in Eukaryota, Metazoa, Arthropoda, Insecta, Hymenoptera, Halictidae. Gene Ontology annotation, biological process: intracellular signal transduction; cAMP biosynthetic process; adenylate cyclase-inhibiting G protein-coupled receptor signaling pathway. Bases 1 to 3051 code for a protein of 1016 amino acids. Gene Ontology annotation, molecular function: adenylate cyclase activity. The record is from RefSeq and is a predicted model, not a curated record.